Molecule: messenger RNA, 823 nt
Organism: Ornithodoros turicata
Lineage: Eukaryota; Metazoa; Arthropoda; Arachnida; Ixodida; Argasidae
Exons: 2
Coding region: 182-823 (213 amino acids)
Source: RefSeq, a predicted model, not a curated record
CUGCCUGCCCCGCUCGCUGUCAAUGUACGUUUUGUUGGCUGUGGAAUAAAGUCAUUCCGUAUGACAAUGGUUUCUGUGCCUAAGUACGGAUACAACAGUGGCGACGAGACGAUGGACUGCCUGAGCCCCAGUAGCCGAACAUGAGGCUGAACCACGGCCAAGGACAACGGGCGGCAUUACCAUGACAACUGCAGGGCAACUGAAAGAAUUCAACCCUGCUUCCGCUUCAUUCGAGGUAUACGUCGAACGUUUUGAGUUAUAUGUGGCAGCGAACAGCAUCCCGGAAGACAAGAAGUCUCAACUGUUCCUCACAGCCCUUGGGGAUGAAGCCUACACCACUCUACGUAGUAUUCUUCUGGACAAAGCCCCCAAAGACGCGGUGUACAAGGACAUAGUAACUCAGCUGAAAAAACACUACGCACCAAAGCGUUCAGUAGUUGCUGAGCGGUACCAGUUUCAGAGAAGGAGCCAGAAAGAAAAUGAGUCGAUAGGUGACUUUAUCGUUGCUCUGAAGUCGCUCGCCAUACCCUGCAAUUUCGGCGCCUUCCAAAAAGAGGCUCUUCGGGACCGAUUUAUAGCUGGAGUGAGCAGUGACAGUAUCCGAUGUCGCCUUCUAGCCCUUGAUGACAACGAAGCCACAUUUGAUAAGGUGUGCCAAGUUGCCUUCAGCAUGGAAGCCGCAGAACGGCAAACACGUGAGAUGCACAACGUGCCUGGGACGACGAAAGACUCCGAGGGAGGAGAAAGCGUACUUUGGAAGGACCAAAGACCUUCACAAAGGAAAGAUAUGGCGUCUGUGAUGUCAAGUGCGCUCAAUAUAUGA